ACCUGCUUUCACAAUGAAUGGGACAUUUUCAUUCAUCACUACUGGGAUCAGAGGAAGUGAUUUGCAGCAUUCACUGAGCCUUUUGUUGAAAAGGGUCCUUCUCAUUUGUGUGAGUCAUGCUUUUGCUGUGACAGACUUGGCAGCUCUGAGCAGGACUGGAAUCUUUCCCUUGCACAGAAAAACUAUCGCUCCACCUAGCCUGACCAUGGAAUCUCAGGCAAAAUUCCUCUGAAAUUCAUUUUUGUUUUCCAAAAUCCACUCCCCCCAUAGUCAAUUUUUUUUUCACUUUCCAUCUUCAGUAUUCUGAAUUGCCUGCUAUGUUAGCACAGGGAUUCUCUGGUUUGCCAGAACAUAUGCAAGACUCCAGAUAGAAGGGCAUGCUUCAACGUACCAAGUAUAACCGCUUCAGGAAUGAUUCGGUGACAUCCGUUGAUGAUCUUCUCCAUAAUUUGUCCAUGAGCAGCAAGGUCUCGUCAAUUGGUACAAGUUCAACGCCAUCCCCGUAUCUGGUCUCGCCGGAGAUUCUCCAGAAGGAUCAAGAUGGACCCAACAGCCUGUGCACUCUUAUGCAUAAAGUGUCCCACUUGAAGCUCUCCCACACAGGCAGCCUUUUGGGGAUCAAGAACCUCUCUUCUGCCGUGAAAGAGCUGGCUGUCUCGAAGUUGCAGGGUCCUAGCACAGCAGCAGAAGCUUCAGACAACACAUGUAACCUUGUCCCUGCCACUCCAUCUUCUCAGCAGGACAAGAGCAGGAUGAACGCAGGGAAAAAAACAUGGCCAGAGGAAAUGCACCUGGGAGGUGAAGACUGGAAUCAAGGGAGCAGCCUUGGCAGCAAAUUACCCCAAGGGUGGCUGCAUGCCAAUGAGAAGAUCCUGGGACCUGGAGUGACGUAUGUUGUGAAGUAUUUGGGAUGUAUAGAGGUCUUGCGCUCCAUGAGGUCUCUAGACUUCAAUACUAGAACACAGAUUACAAGGGAAGCGAUCAGCCUUGUUUGUGAAGCUGUGCUGGAAGCCAAAGGAACCUUUAAAAAAAGAAAGGCACCAAGUAAAGUUCUUUCCAGUAUUCUAGGGAAGAGCAACCUUCAGUUUGCAGGAAUGGACAUAACUCUGAAUAUAUCUACCACCAGCUUAAAUCUGAUCACACCCGAUUCCAAACAGAUCAUAGCAAAUCAUCAUAUGCAGUCCAUUUCUUUUGCAUCAGGAGUAGAUGUGGAUACAACAGACUAUGUUGCAUAUGUAGCUAAGGACCCUGUUAACCGUAGAGCAUGUCACAUCCUGGAAUGCUGUGAUGGCCUAGCCCAAGAUAUUAUCAGCACGAUAGGGCAAGCCUUUGAACUUCGUUUUAAGCAAUAUUUGCAGUGCCCCUCUAAAAUUCCUGCUCUUCACGAUAGGAUGCAAAGUUUAGAUGAACUUUGGAUGGAAGAAGAUGUGGAGCCAGCAGAACAUCCCUAUUACAACAGCAUUCCAAACAAAAUACCUCCCAUUGGGGGUCUGGUUGAUGCAAGACUUAAAGCCAAGGUUCCUGCUACAGAUUCUGCUCAGUCUGCAUCAGCAACGGGAAGAGAUCAAACAUACUACCAGAGCCAGCUCAUCAGAGACCUAUUUAAGGAAGACUGGCAAGAAGGACCCAGUCGACAAGGGUCUUUGGAUAACUACAGCAUACCAGAUGUAAAGUCUAAUGUUAAUUCACCAGGAGAGAUGCCAACUUAUGUGAAUACAAGAUGUAUAAAUAUGGAAACUCUACAAGCCCUUCAGGCAGAGGCGGAAAAUCUGCUUAGCGGAACAACAGAACAUACCAAAGAUAGAAGCCCAGGAAAAGAUAUUUUUGACAUGAGUCCCUUUGAAGAUGCUCUGAAGAACCAAAUGCCUAAGCCCAUUUUGAACAAGGCUACCUCAGCUGAAUGUACAAGUCCUGUUCUGUCUAGAGCAACUGGUGCAGCAGGAGCAGAAGAACUGAGCGCAGAGCCGUGGUAUCAAGGAGAGAUGACCAGGAAGGAAGCAGAGCAGCUCUUAAAGAAAUGUGGAGAUUUCCUGGUUAGGAAAAGCACCUCUAAUCCAGGCUCCUAUGUGCUGACUGGCCUGCACAAUGGACAAGCCAAACAUCUCCUUUUAGUGGAUCCUGAAGGAACCGUUCGAACAAAGGAUCGUGUAUUUGACAGCAUUAGCCACCUCAUUAACCACCACCUUGAGAACAACUUGCCAAUUGUCUCUUCUGGAAGCGAACUCUGCCUCCAUCAACCAGCAGAGAAAAAGGAAGAAUGACCCCUUCAGCUCCCUUCAUAAGAUGUCCAACUUUGAUCUCUCACAAGACACGACUAGAAAGGAAGUGCAAAUCUAUGUCCAUGAAGGAAAAGAAUAUCACCUAUUAUAGUUUCUGUAGGUUAAAGCGAUGCAAUUUCAUGUGAUACCAAGAAACAGGAAAUUCAUACAACUCUCUGGGGACAACAGAGUAUGGUAAAAGAAACAGAUGGAAGAAUUUCCUUUUAAAAGGCUUUAGUUAAAUGUUCUGAAUCCAUAAUAUGAAUAUUGACUAUGUACAUACACACAUACAUUCUUUAUAAGUACAGUAGAUAAUAUUUAUAUUUUUGAAGUCAGUCUGCUGAAGUUACAGAACAAAAUAUGUCCUAUUCCAUGCAUUUUUAACUGAGGAAAAGAUGCCAACUGUGUGUGAUUAAGAAUGUUAAACUAUGAGCAUCAGAGAUUAUAUUUAUUUCCUUGAGAAUACGGAUGCUGAAAAUCUCAAGGAUAGUUUUACCACAGUUAUAAGCACAACAAAGGGGAAAAAUCAAUAAAAAGCAGUGAUUAGAAAUCACGAGAGAAAAUUAGCUGAGGUGAAGAAACUUUUGAAAUCAUAAAUUGUCACUUAAGUAGAAUAUCACUUCUUCCCCUCUUUCUGAUGACUCAUUGAAAUUCUUAUAUACUGCUGUUCCAAAUUGUAAUUUGCUUUAACUUUGACUUAAUGUGAUCUCUCUGUGUAUGAGGUACAUGCGUUGAUUUUUCUAACAAUAGACCUUACGGUACAACUUUGAUUUAUUAAAA
Pogona vitticeps (central bearded dragon) is the source of this 3038-nucleotide messenger RNA. The record is from RefSeq and is a predicted model, not a curated record. NCBI's taxonomy places the organism in Eukaryota, Metazoa, Chordata, Lepidosauria, Squamata, Agamidae.